CUCCAACCGUAUAAAUAAAUGCCAUCCUCAGCUCUUUAUAUUCCUCCCAAUUCAAUACUACGUUCAAGAAUAUGUGCAAGGGGAAAUCAUCAACAGAAGAGAGGGGGAUAGCAGCCCCUUGUUUGACUGUUCCAAGUGUUUCAUGCGAGCUGUGUGAAUCGGCAGCCUCCCUCUACUGUAAGGCCGACGACGCCUUUCUUUGCCGGAAAUGCGACCGGUUGGUUCACUCCGCCAAUUUCCUUGUCCGGCGACAUGUUAGGUGCCUUCUCUGCACCGUCUGCCGGGGCCUCACACAACUCUGUCUCAUCGGAACAUCCACCCAGGCGGCCAGGGCAGCAACUGCGGCAGCUUCACUAAAGCUAGCUAGAAAGUUUUUCAUUUCUUAGCUCGUUUAAUUAUGGGGAAGGGAUAUAUAUACCCUUGGUAUAUAUCGUUAUUCUAUUUUUUAGAACAAAAAACUUCUACCAGUGAUAUUUGGGUUCUGAUCUAGCCACUUUGUCCACAACUUUAAGUUUUCU
Cuscuta europaea is the source of this 518-nucleotide messenger RNA. Lineage: Eukaryota; Viridiplantae; Streptophyta; Magnoliopsida; Solanales; Convolvulaceae. The record is from the annotation of a GenBank genome assembly.